GUGAGACCAAAUUCAGGGCGCAAAUGUUUCAUGAUCAAACAAAUGUCCCUCUAGCGGUGGGCUGAGACUGUGACAGUUUAGUGCUGCGGCGGUGAACCGUUCAGCCGCUUCUUCCUGUCGUUCAGACAGAGGGAGAGAGAGGGGGGAAGGACGCACAAUGGCGACCGUGCGGUGCCCCAAUUGCACGGCCGAAAGGAGAGGGUUUCGGCGGGAACUUGAUUCUUGGCGACACAAACUGAUACACUGCGUUGGGUUUGAAAGCAUUCUGGAGGGAAUCUAUGGCCCGCUGCUGCUGAGGGACCUCGAUUUAUUUGAUGACUGUGAACCUGAAGAAGUGGAUGACUGGUCUCCAGAAACAAGUUGCUCUCAAUGUUCAUUCUGCAGCCUCCCUCUGGACAAACUCAGCAGUGAUCAAGUACCUGCAGCCACGUCGCCCCUCUCUUCCCCCUCUGACUACUCUCCCUGUCAUGCUCCAACCCUCUCUGUGAGCAGCCAAUCAGCGCACAGGUUCCUCCAAGCUGUGUUUAACAAGAAAGAUGUCUCUCCAGGCUGUGAUUCCAACAUCCCUCGGGUUGCCCAGGAGCUAAUGAAGAAGAUGAUACAUCAGUUUGCCUUGGAGUAUGCGUCCAAGUGCCUACUCCACAGUAGUACAAAUGGUGUUACAACAAAGACCUCAUCACCUUUGUCAGAAACAUCAGACGCCCCUCUGGACCUCACAGUGAGCCGAACUGCGGAGGAUAAAGAGAGUCAAAGUGACCCAGAUGGCGUGCUCGACCUCUCCAACAGGACCUCGGCCUGCUCAACAACUUCAUCGUCUAAUCACAAGGCCUCAGGGAGGCAGCGCAGGCAGAAGGAGGAGUACAUUGAGAGGAGCUUGGAGCUUUCUGAGGGGUUGCUGUCCAAGGCCUUGAAGGAUAUACGUUCAGGGAGGCUGCAGGAGCAGCGGGCCGCAUUGCUUUAUGGAAUUCCCAUUCACACCCUGCAACAAGGUCUGGACGGCUGGGCUGAGGGAAGGCGGGGGAUGCUGCAUCAACUUGCACCAGGAAUCAGGGAUGAAGUCACAUCAUACAAUGUGAUGUCAUCAAUGUUGGGUGGUGAAGCCCGUCUUGUUCUGCAGAAGGUGGCGGCGUGGGCGGAGAGGGCAGAAAUUGGAGGAGCCGCAGACGAGAACGAAGACUUGAGUUUCCCUUCGAGCUCUCCUACCAUUUAUCAGCCGGGUGGUCUACAGAAAACCCUCCCCCACUCUUUUUUCCAGCUCAGGGAUGCUCUCCAGCCCCCACCAAGCCCCACUUCCAGUCUGGAGCCGCUCACGUCCCUGCGUAUUCCUCAGGUCCGUUCCAUGUCUGACCAUAACAGGCCGAUCCCAGCUGAGAAUGGCAGCAUGGCUGAAAACCUAUUUCAACGUACCUCAUCAAUGGAAGGCGCCGCCAGUUCGUCGACAGCUACUGGGAGACCGUCCCUCUUCAAACUCAGACCGCCUUUCUUACAACACGGCUGUCCAGGCAGUGCCGACCAGUCACCUCAUCGCUUGGGAACACGCGGGUCCUCACUGGAUGAUUCAGAAGACGGUGGCCGGGAUAAAGACAAGCAACCAAGAAAGAAACGUGGGAGAUACCGCCAGUAUGACCACGAACUGUUGGAGGAGGCCAUCACCAUGGUAAUGGCUGGGCGCAUGAGUGUGUCCAAGGCCCAGGGGGUUUAUGGGGUGCCCCACAGCACACUGGAAUACAAAGUCAAAGAGCGUACUGGAACUCUUAAGAACCCACCCAAGAAGAAAUCUGCCAACUUUUGUUCAUCCAAUUCCAACUCGUCUUGUUCUGGUACCAUGACCGGUUCCGCUAACUCAGGGACUCUUUCCUCAGCUGCUGGCGCAAAGAUGUUCUAGACAACAAAACGCCUCUAGAACUCCUCAAAACUUGAACUCAUCACCUCUGACAAGAUACAUGUUUUCUGGAGACACUUGUUUAAACACAACACAUGCCUUUACAAAACAUAUGGACAUUGAUAUUCAGGUCUUUUAACUAUGUGUCUGUAAUGUGAUAAUCAUACUUUUAGCUGUAUUUCUCUUGCUUAUUCCUGGGCUUUCUUAAAGCAGCUACAGGGUACAGCAUUUUUUUAGGAGGCAGUGGUGCUCAUUGCAGCUUUUGUUCACAGUGGCGAAACUGCGAAACUCAACAAACACCUCAUAGCUGAAUUUUUUAUCACUAAACUUAAAAUAUCUUAAAGGAUAUGUUUUGUGGCAUAUUAUCUGUUUAGGGUUAUGUACAAAUCCCACAGAAAGACCAAAACAGACUUUCAUCCUGCUAACAUAUAUUGUCUGUGUGGCCAGAGCCUGAUAUAUUGAAAUUCUCAGGGGCCAUGUGUUGUUUUUUAACUGUUUAUUUUGAGGUUACAAAUCUGCACAAAGGGUGUUAACAAAGCGUGGUUUUUGGCCUAAACUUUUAUCAGGUAUGACUGAAACUUUAUUGCUUUUUUUCCACUACUUUUUAAAUUUAAAAUAUUCUUGUGCCUCUGUUUUGCAGGCGUGCAGUAGAUUGUAAACACAGUAAUUUUUGGAUGACAAUGAAGGUCUAUGGCACAGAGGUAUACGCUGUAUCAGUCUGUGGCUACAACAAAGAUACUUUUAAGGAUAAAUCAGUUGUUGGUUUUGGUCUCUUAAGGGGAUUUGUUGGUAAUAACAGUAUACAAAAAUAACCUUCAGAAGGUUAUUAACUUUGUUUUCAUGUCUAUAUAAUUUGGUUGUUUUCAAAGAGAAAACCUGACUUUGAUUGGUACCCACUAGAUGCCCAGGAUUAAGUAUGAAACCUCUUAAAACUAAGAAAGAAAGUGUGACUCUCAUGUUUGCUAGCUGUUAGGUUAUUCAGGUUUGAUUCAAUUGAUAAAGCUCCUUAAAGGAGCGUUGAUGAUUGUCAUUUGCAGUUUUCUAUCUCUCUCUGGGUAUUUUACCUAGGCUACUGAAGUGACUUAGAGCCAUUUUAACAGAUUUGAAACUCAUUGCUAUUGAGACACCUCUACAAACAGGGAGAUUGUACAGUAUAAACUGCUGUGGUGGCUACGUCUUUACUAUGAGUUUUUGUUGAAGAGAUUAGAUUAAGAAAGCGAUUUUGUGUCCACAUAGUUCUCUUUAUUUGUGCAAGCUAGUCUGAACAUUGUAUUGAGUGUAGUUGGAAUGCAUCUCUGCAGCAUGUUUUAAAGUGUGCACUGAUAAGCUUGGGAAAUGUAAGUUAUUUCAUAUGUGUACUGUUUGUAAAAUAUGUUUUUUAUUAUCACAGAUAUUUACUAAUUCUGCUACUUUAGCUGUAUUACUGUAAACCUCAUACAUGACUGCUGCUUAAAUCUUUACUUUUCUCUGGCACAAAGAGGCGUAGCUACAACAAAGAAGCCUAUUUCAACUAAUUCCAAGAUGACAUGCAUUGUAAUGUCUGAAACCUAAAGGACAGGUUAGGAUUUAGUGCAUGGAUAGGGCUAAAUGUUAUUGAUGGUUGAUCGCGAAUGCUACUGAAGGUUACAGUAGUUUUUGGUUUGACUUGAUUCAGUGCAAGGCUUAGAGGCUUCUUUGUUUGUGUCUGGGGAAAUGCUAAAUGUUGCCUCUGAGAUGGGCCUAUUUCAAUUAACAGUGCUACUACCAAAGCAGCAGUUCAGGGUUACCCACAUGAAGCUGCUUCAAUUUGUUUUGCUGUGAUGUCUGCCUGCCUGCCUGCCAGUCUUUUUCUCUCUCUCUCUCUCUCUCGCUCUCUCUCUCGCUCUCUCUCUCUCUCACCUUGUUGCCACAUAUACCUCUGAACUUUAGCUGCCUAAGUAUCGGGUUACACAUCAAGGCCUCUGUGUUGAUACUGCUGGGGUAUUAGCUAAGGAACGCUUGUGAGCUGGUUGUCUCUCAAGGAACAACAAAUAGGUGUAAAUGUAUUGCCGUCAACAGCGCUUUAACUUCUUUUAGUAAGUUAUUAUACAGUCAGUCAGCCGUUUAGUUGUGAACGAUUUCUUUUCAGAAUAUCUGCCAUGUUCUUAGCUUGCACCAGAAGGCAGAGAUUCUUGGUGUAUUUGUCCUUGUUGGUUAUUUUUUAUCUGUUUGUAAUUUUAAGGCUAAUUGUAAAAAAAAAAUGUAAAGCCUCGUUUGGUUAGAUUGUUUGGCAUUUUAACCUUUGUAACUUUGGAAAUUAUACAAAUGUACUGAUGUCUCCACUCCUGAAUGUCUCCACUCUUAUCAGUACACAGUGCCUGUGUCUGGGGCCACAGCAUAGUGCAGCAUGAUGUUUUUACUCUGGGAAUUAUCUGCUAUUUAUAUCAAAGAACCAGUUUGUAAACAUGCCUAAACACCUCUUUAGAAAUAGAAAAAUUAUUUCAUUGCAUAAGUUGAAUUGCAGUAUAUUCUUGAAUACUUCAAGCUUAAGGCUUUUGUUUGUGAACUGCUGGCAAAUCUUUGAAAUUACUUAACAGAAAUCUGCUCUUUAUGCAUACAUUAAUUAUUGCACUAUGAUUUAUAAGAAGCUUUUUUUAUUGCAGAAACAGUUUGUGUUGUUGCUGCAUACUUAUUUAUUGAUUGUGCUUCAGAAUUUUAUUAGUUUGUUUGUUGUAGUUCUUAAUUUGUAAUCGAGCACUUUGAUGCAAUGUGAAAUGUGUAUGUGUGUGUGCAUGAACGCUUUUAAAUGUUAGCCCAUAUAAUUUAUUUAGUUCUACAAUGACAGACCUUGACUAUUGUGGUUGUUUAGUGCUUACGUUGAACUGAAAUUAUUUAAGUGAUUUACAAAAAAAAUAAUUUAAACGAUUAUUACAAACAACACUACAGAAUGUAACACUUCUACUGCAUAGAGUCCAGUUAAUCCCUGAGAAGGGCUAGAAAUUCUUUCCAUUAUCAAAACUCUUAAGCAAAUCUAAUAUUAAAAUAAAUUACUGUUUUAUAGUGAAACAAAUAACUCACAUGAUCUGAUUUAACUUUUCAUUUGAACAAUACCAUGUUUUUUUUUUGAGUUGUUAGGUUUGUUGGUUGAAGUGCUGUUAAACAUUUUGGUUUAAGCGUUCUACAAUCGUUCCUUCUGCUUUCAGCAGAAUGUUAUUGUUUGCCUUCAGCAACUCAUCAAUAAAACACUUCUCUAAUCA
Etheostoma cragini (Arkansas darter) is the source of this 5097-nucleotide messenger RNA. It is a transcript of the gene lcorl, whose product is annotated as ligand dependent nuclear receptor corepressor-like. Gene Ontology annotation, cellular component: nucleus. Gene Ontology annotation, biological process: regulation of transcription by RNA polymerase II. NCBI's taxonomy places the organism in Eukaryota, Metazoa, Chordata, Actinopteri, Perciformes, Percidae. The record is from RefSeq and is a predicted model, not a curated record. The coding region runs from base 158 to 1885 and encodes 575 amino acids. The transcript is spliced from 8 exons. Gene Ontology annotation, molecular function: DNA binding.